AUGCAGAAAACCAAUUAUUACAAUAAGAUUUGCUUUAAUCAUCCCUUACAAAUCUGUAACGAAUUCGGUUUAUUGGAACACAUGGCCAUAAAAGUUAUGGACUUCAUAUUAGGUGCAGAUAGUUGCGACGCCUGUCACUGUAGUCGUUCAUACCACUGUACUACGAAGGAGAAGCCUGUGAAGAGAAUCCGAACAGUUGAGAGUAUUCUUCAAGAUGUGAAAAGUCUUUAUGACGAAAAUGCGAGUCAAGGUAUCCGUCUUAAGGGUGAGAUCACCAAGUGGAGUACUGAUAUUGAGAUACUGGAAGCCGUUCUCGAGCAGAAAGAGAAUGAAAUUCGUGAGUGUUGUCACGAACUGAAGAAAAUUUGUCCACAGUUCAACUUCGUGGAUGAGCUGAACUGUGUCUUUACCGCUAUGAUGGCACAUGCUCGUACUCUUACAUCAUUGGAAGCUCGGAAAAAAGCUGAUAAGAUGAUUGAAAAUAUCAAAGAUAUUGUAAAUGAACUAUCGAAGGAAUAA
Molecule: messenger RNA, 519 nt
Organism: Auanema sp. JU1783
Lineage: Eukaryota; Metazoa; Nematoda; Chromadorea; Rhabditida; Rhabditidae
Source: the annotation of a GenBank genome assembly